Acanthaster planci (crown-of-thorns starfish) is the source of this 2468-nucleotide messenger RNA. RefSeq lists its product as uncharacterized. The record is from RefSeq and is a predicted model, not a curated record. Lineage: Eukaryota; Metazoa; Echinodermata; Asteroidea; Valvatida; Acanthasteridae.
UCAGUUCCGUGCUCUCUGACAUCUUGGCUUUAUUUCAUGGUCAUGGUCUCCCUCUUUAAGAAGUGAAUAUAUACAGUAGCAAAGAUCAUUGAUCAUUGUUUUGGUAAUGUACUGUAGGACAUGUUGGAUACAAGAAGCCAUAUGAGUAAAAGUGAGUCAUUUACAGGCCCACUGUAUGGGUUCAACCUAUCAUGUUCAGCAGUGGACGUGUCAAAGGGUCACGGAUUUUAUGUUUCAUCGGGAAGCCUGAAAUUUCCAAGUGGAGCACCGAGUCGUUUCCUUUUCGAGUAGAUGAGUGUUAACUUCUGGAAUUGUGAAUCAGCUGAGGUAUCGUCAAACCUUAUCAGCCUAGUCUGGAGCUACUCCUGGGUUUGCGCAACGAUGAAUCCAGUGGUCGUCGCCGUGACCGUAGGCCUGUCCCUGGUAUGCCUCACAGGACAAUUUGGCACAGAAGCAUCUGCAGCGGCUAUCAUCGUUACUCCGCCAGGGGUCUGUGUCUCGCCCGGGGAAUAUUUCCAACUGAAGUGGACAGCCAAGAGGGCGCACCCGACGGAUUCACUCCAAGUCCACUGCGAGAGACAGAAUGGAGAGAGGAUCACUAUCGACGGUCCCUCAAGUAACUUCACCACGGCCAGCACCAGAUGCUGCGACGCUGAAACGGCAUGCGUGCUGGAAACCACACUGACAGGGGUAGCUUCCGGCGAUUCUGGCUUUUAUUGGUGCGUGGCAAGCACGGAUGGCGAAGCCACCCUACACAGUGCAAGCAACGUACCCAAGGCAUACAUUUGGGUGAGCAACGUCACAGUGUUUUCCCUGUCAGAGCACAACAAACUGAUCACACCGGGCCUGAGCGAGAGUAUAACCUUCGAACUAAAGUGUGACUUCAGUGGAUUUUUCGAGGUCUGGGCAGACCUUGAAAACGGUGAAAGCAGACAGCUAGAACACAUCUGGGAAUGGGAGGAUCGUAGUUCAGACGGGGCACCUUUUAUCCAGGGGAAAGCCGGUCAGCGUCCGGUACUUGUGUUCCCCUCCCCGCGCUGUCGGGAUCAAGGGCUGUAUCGCAUCACCUACCGGGCUAGUAGGUUCUACAAGCCCGUCAAAACUGUACGGUAUCUGCGAAUAACUGUCAAUGAUACUUGCUCGGAAUUAGACAAGAAGAUAAAGACAUCCCCAACCACAAGUUCCAAGAUAACAACCAAUGAUGCUGUUAGCAAAAAUGAACGAUACAGUCCAGCCAACGAUUCGGCUACAAGAUGUGAUGCGAGCCAACGCGACAACAGUGAAACCAAGGGGUACAUCUUUGGUUUGGGAAUAGCGGCUCUCCUCUUGGUUCUGUUGUUACUCGCUUGUGGGUAUCUCUUUUACCAAAAUCGUCGACUCAAGGCAGUUGGAAUGGGUCAGAGUGACACAAAUGACGAGACUGUCAUGGAGCCUCUUAACGUCCAAUGAGCGGGUGGCCGGGAUUGACAGUGAUAUGGUCACUUUCGGUGUUCUGCAAAAUUCGGACUCUCGCAAACUCUCGUCCUUCCUUGGUGACUUCCCAGGCUCACAUAAGUGUCACACAAGAGGUGCGAUGGAAGUCAAGCGUGUAAUGGCCAACGAGCCCAUUUUUUCAGGGUCCAACUUUCGCACUUCACCGAUUGCCUAUAGAGACGAAUCGAGGAGCAGCAGUUUGCGGAGGAUGUAACAUUUAAGACAUUGCUAUGGUUUAGUAGAAUACAUUUUACGUUGUUGAAAUUAAGCGGUAGUGCUCACAAGGUGUCGGCUGAAAUUUAUUCGGUACAAGUUUUGACUCCCAGAUGGUACACGUCAUGCUGUUUACGUAAUUAUUUAUCAUGAAAAUAAAAAUAAAACACAAAUCCUUCUUAGAUACACUCAUCUAAACCCCGUGUGGAAAGAACUGAGCCUAAAUAUUAUAAUAUCCUUGUAGAUUGUGCAUGUCAACAGAUACGGUAUACCCAAAGAUUUCUGUACAGCAUAUUGACGAGCACACAAGUGUGCAAAGGUGGGUCAAGAACUACUUUUGGGGAGGCUCUUUUGGGGGGCCAAUGUUUUGGGAUUCCUUUUUGACCUUUUCUGGCCUUUCUAAGGGGUGAGGCUAAAUUGUGGGUGAUUUUGCACGCUUUAACUGUGGGAAGAAGGGAAGUGAAAAAGUCCCCCAAACUCGCCUUUCUCUCAUAAUGUUUUUAAUGGUCCAUUGCCCCCCUACAUGUAUCAGCUAACGUGUGGGCAGAAUGAAUUCGAAAUUGUGUUUUUGUCGAGUAAAAUCUUUUGUUUUUAUGUAUUGCUUAGAACGUUGCAGUUACAUAACACGGGCAAUUCACAAAAGUGCGCCUCCAAGAGUUUGGAACGCGUUGACCAAGCACAGUGCGUGACAUCGGUCGACCUCAUGGUCGACCCUUUCCAAACGCGCAUUGGGUCGACAGAUUUAGCGCACUGUGGUCGAGUUCGGGCGGCCUGUUCUUGGC